AUGAGUUCUCACAAAACCUCAUCAAAGUCCUCAUCAUCAAAUAGCUCAAUGAGUAUGAUAUUGGGAUUUUCUAAAUCAUUAGAGAAAGGGUCUUUUGGUGUUUUGUAUGCUAUGAUCAAAGGAAACACAUUCCCAAGAAUAUUGACCAUCUUAAGUUUGUUGAUAGAGUUUUGUCAAUUAUCAUCUUUUGGUUUUAAACAUCAAUAUCCAUGGGGUGGUGAUGCUGGAUAUUAUUUAAAAAAAAUUAUGUCACCAAUUAGUCAUCCAUCAGAUGUUAUUGGGUAUACUGGUUUUACAAUCUUUUUUUGGAUUGUCAUUGGUUUGAUGUUAUUAGGUUUUUUAAAUAUUUGGUAUGUUGCAUAUCAAUUUUAUCGUGGUAAAAUUGCAAAUAUUUGGAUUAUUAGAACUCUUCGUUGGUUUGUUAGUACUACUGUAGCAGUUUUAUUUAUUCCAAUCAUUUCCUUACUUUUAAUUGGUUUGGAUUGUGAGUACACAAGUAAAGGUGCUUUUCUUAGAAAGUUUGGUGGUGAAAAUAUUUAUUGUUAUAAAGGUGCAAACUUACCAAUUGCAAUUAUUUCAAUUAUUUUUAUUAUUUUUUUCAGUCAAGUUGGUUUUACAUCAAGUGCAACCUAUUAUGAAUAUGAUCCAAAUGUUAAAUCAAGAUUUGCUAAACCACAUGCAAGAUUAGAUGUUAUUAUUUUAUUAGUAAAACUUAUUCUUGCAUUAUUAAAUUCAUUAGUUGAUUUUUCACCAUGGACAACAUCAAUUGUAUUUUUUAUUUUAUCAUUAGCAUUAGUACUUGGAUCAAUUUUAGUUUUACCAUAUAAUAAUCAAAGAUUAAAUCAAAUAAAGAGUGGAUUUUAUGCAACAGUAUUUUGGGUAUCAUUUAUGACAUUGGUAAAUAUGGGCAUUAAUGAUGAAACAUCACCAGCUACAUGUUAUGUUACAAUUGUUGGUGUAUUCUUUGCUUUUCCAGUUGGUUACUUUUCCAAUAGAUUAUUUUAUAAAUUUUUAUGUUCAAAGAUUAACCAAUUAAGAAUUCCAUCAACUUUAUCAACUAUGGAUCUUCAUGAAAAUAAAGAUAAAGAAAAUGAUAAAUAUGAAACUCAUACUUCAAGAGUAACAUGGGGUAGACAACCAGUAACAUUGGGUAGUAAAAGACAAAUUAUACUUCCAUUUUUCGGUAGUAAAUUUGCAUUUCCAUUCUUUGUUGAAAUCAUGGCAAGAAAAUUAUUAAGAGGUAGUAAUGAAGGUGUUUCAAGUAGUCCAAUUGAAUCAAUUGAACGUGCAAAUAAUCUUUAUCAAUGUGGUUUACAAUAUUUCCCAAAUUCAGAUAUAUUAUGGAUGGCAUAUUGUAACUUUUUAUUCACAGUUAGAAAAGAUAGACAUAUCGGUUAUGCUGCAUUAGAAAAACUUAGAAGAAUGAAUCCUUCUUUCGAUGUUCGUUUCUUCAUUUAUCAACGUGAUAAAGAAAGAGAACAAAUUAUGGAUUCAGAUUUACGUGGUCCAGAACAUACAGGUAAAAUUCAAGAUUUCGUCAGUUACAUGGAAUUUAAAAAACUUUAUUAUGGUGCUAAAAGACAUCAUGUUAAAUGUUUAACAUAUAUUAAAAAGUUUUGGGGUUUAUUAUUACAUGAAACAGUUGAUCUUCAUCGUUUAUCAGAUUUAUCAGGUCGUAUUGCAACAACUGAAAAUAAAGCAAAUGAAAGUUAUGAACGUUUGUUAGCACUCAAUCCAAAUUCAGUUAGAGUACUUCGUGAUUAUUCUCAAUUCCUUGAAGAAGUUGUAAGAGAUAAAGAAUCAUCAUAUAAAUUACAAAAGAAAGCAGAAGCAAUCGAAGACAUCAUGAGUAAAAGUCAAACAACUGAUUUUAAAACAAUUGAUAUUAAAAAUUUAGAAGACUCUGAUACAGAAGUUGAUCAAGUAUUAAAACAAGAACCAAAUGCAAUUCAAUUGGCAAAGAUUGAUGCAGAUAUUGAAAAAUCAGGAUCAAAAUCAGGAUCAUCAAAAUCAAAAGAUGAUUCAUCAGAAUCAAGUAGUUCAUCAAAAGGUAGAAGUAAUAAAUAUAAGGAAUUCCAACAAAGUAAUGCAAUUAACAAACUUUCAUGGUUAAUGAUUGGUACAACUGCAUGUUGUGUUAUUUAUUUAAUUAUUGUUUUGGUUGUAUUCAGAGGAUUGGCAGUUAAACACACCAAUGCAUAUCAAGGUAUUUUAUCAAUUACAGAUUGUGCAACUGAAGCAGUUUCAAUUGCAAUCAAUUUAAAUACUAUGCAAGCAUAUGCAUUAGGUGCUGGCUUAAGUUUCCCAAUUGAGGCAGCUGUUGAACAAAUUAAUAUUUUAAAAGCUCAAAACGAUAGAAGUUUAAUUAUAAUGAAAAAUAUCCAUGAUGCAAUUUAUUGGGGUGAAGGUAAUCCAGCUGCAUAUGUUGGUGAUAAUUUAUCCAAAUUAAAAGAUAGAAAUGGUAUUGAUGUUUUCGAUAUUGGUUCAACCAUUUUCACAUUUGAUCAAUUCAAUCGUUCAAACACCGUUUUAGAAAAUAAAAGAAUGAUUCAAAUUUAUAGUGAACCAUCAGUCAAUAUGUCAAUUUUGGUUGCACCAAAAGGGACCAAUACAACUACUCAUUAUUCUCAAACUUAUAACGCUUGGAAAGCUGGCAAUGCUUUCAUUGAAAGUGCAAUCAUAGCCAAUAAAUUAUCAGUUUAUGAUUUCAUAAAUGGUUCCACAAAUCCAGAUUUGAAGUUUGUAAUUUUAAAUGCACCAAGCAAUAUUCCAGAUAUUUAUUUAAAAAUACAACAAGCUUAUAUAGAUUCUUUGGUUGACAAUAUUAUGAACACUUUGAAUACGAUCCUUUACGUUUGGUUGGCCAUUUUUGGUUUUCUUGUUGUUAUUGGUGCUGUUUUAUUCCGUCCAAUUGUUAGAAAGAUUUCUCGUGAAAAGAUUCGUACACUUGUAUUAUUUUCAUUGGCACCAAGAGAUGUGGUAAUUAAACUUUCAACAAAGAAAAUUAAAAUGGUUAGUUUAGAUAGUGGUAGUGAACGUGAUAAUCUUUUCGAUACAACUGACGAUGAUGAUGGACGUGAUGAUCACGAACAUCUUCACCAUGAUAGUGAUAAUACCCCCACAGGAGAAAGAAAAAAGAACGACGAUAUUGUAUCAAUUAAUGUUACUGAUCCAACUGGUGCAACUCUCUCUUUAUCUCCAUCCAAUCCAAGAAAACAUUCUCAAUCCUCAGAUAAUGAAGCAGAAAACCGUUCAUCCAACAAAAGCAACAAUCAAUUUGGUGAUCGUCGUCCAUUAAUGGAUUCAACUGGUGUUUUAGCAUCGACAACUUUAAAUAAUAGAAAAUCCAAUGAAGAAAAACCAAAAUCAGAAGAAGAAAGCAGAGAUGAAUAUAAUAAGAAAUAUGGUUGGGAUGGAAAGACUAAAAGAAAUUUAAAUAAGAAAUCACUCAGAUCAGUAUUGAGACGUCUUCAUUGGUCUUAUGUUUUAGCAAUCUUUUUAUUAUUUGGUUUUAUUACAAUGGGUAUUUGGGUAUCAUUUACAGUUGUAUUUAAUAACUCACAAUCUGGCUAUACCUUGGGUAAAAGUAGUACAAGAGCAUUAAACAGUCGUAUCAUUAAUUUCUAUGUAGCUGAACUAUAUACAUUUGAUAAUGACGCAAACGAACAAAAAGCAAUGGACGCUGUAACCCAUUUACAAGAGAACCAUCAAUCAUUACCAUACCUUGAAGAGGUUAGACCAUUGAUGGAAGGCUCCUAUGGUUGUUGGAUGCUUAAUAAAAGUGAUUGUCUUACAAGAGAUUCAAUUUAUUAUUCUGAUGUCAGUGUUGGUCUUGACUGGUUAAUCGAUCAAUAUGCAAAACACUGUGUAUCUCUAUUCAACACUGAUUCUGCAACUCUUGGAACAAGUCCAGAGUUGGCCUGGUUACAAGCAAUUGGCUCAAACGUAAUGUUCCAAGGCUUGGAUACUGCAACUUUUACUUAUUUCGAAUACUACCUCUCACUACAAGAUUGGGCCACAAAAGUUUUGACUUCAGUUUUAGCUGUUAGUUGUGUUUUAUUAGUAAUUAUAUAUCUUGUAUUAUUUAGACCAUUUAUGAAUCAUCUUAGGAUUCAACAUAUUCAUACUUUGGCCUUAUUACGUUUAGCUCCUGACGAUAUUAGAUUCAUGGAAGUUAGUGAUAAAGUUAUUGACGAAGAUUAA
Messenger RNA from Dictyostelium discoideum AX4, 4203 nucleotides. RefSeq lists its product as hypothetical. The transcript is spliced from 5 exons. Gene Ontology annotation, biological process: RNA processing. Lineage: Eukaryota; Evosea; Eumycetozoa; Dictyosteliales; Dictyosteliaceae. Bases 1 to 4203 code for a protein of 1400 amino acids. The record is from RefSeq and is a predicted model, not a curated record.